AUGAGCAGCACUGACGUAAAGAUGGAGAAUGAAGACUUCAAGCUGUACCGGGAAGAAGAAGAGGAGGAGGAGGAGAAGGAAGAAGAAGAAGAAUUGAUGUCGGACGAAAGUACCAGUUUAGAGGCAUCAUUAGAAAUAAAAUCAGAUCCAAUGAUAGAUCCUUCUGCUCCUAUUGUCCUAACACUUGUUUCUUCGGAAAGUGAAGAUCCUCUUCCACCUGAGAGCAUCUCUGAUCUUAUUGACAGGUCCAAUGAUGAUCGUUAUUCUGUACCAUUCCUUAUAAAAGAAGAGACGUUCCCUGUACCUUCCGCCAUAACAGAAGAACCCUGGACUCCAGGACAACCAUUGCGUAUAUCGUAUAUCAGUUGGAAUAUGGCACAUAAACCACCAGUUCAUAAUGAAGUCUCUUCCUUUUGUAUUCGUCCUAAUGCUCAUAUUGUUGUUGUUUGUACUCAGGAAAAUGGAAGUCAUUUAUCUGUUAAACGGGAACAACAACAAUGGGUAAAUUAUGUAACUUCUACCUGUCUUCAGGAUAAUUAUAUUCUUGUGCGACAAAAAACCUUGUGGUAUAUUCAAAUUUUGGUCUACGCACGAAAAGGAGACGUAGCCACAUACGUAGUACAUUCAGAUGACUCUAGUGUAAAAACAGGUAUUGUUAAUGGUUUGGGUGGCAACAAGGGUGGAGUUGCAGUGUCAUUAGUACUUUCAAUGUCACCCUCACCUCUACAAGCAUCCUUACAUUCAGGUAAUGAGGCUCUUGGGAAAAGUAGUAAAAACAAGGAUAAGAAAAAUGGUACUUUUACUCUUCCUAUAGAACAAUUGACAUCCGUUUUCUCACCGAAAGGGGAUUUUGAAACUGGGGCAUCAAAUAGCGUGUCAUUUCCCCAAGAAUCAACAGAGGCAGCAACAUCACCGUAUAUUACACUUUUAUUUAUUGGUGCUCAUCUCGCAGCUCAUCAGAAAGCGGUUAAUAUGCGUAAUAAGGACUAUAACACUAUUGUUAAGACUUUAAAUGUUGGUUUUCGUGGACGAUACAAGAGGUUUUUUAGAAAAAUUCUAUUGGGUAGUGGUACUAUAGGGAAUGAAGAUAGUGAGGAAGAAGAAGAUGAAAAGAAAAGAGAGGAAGAUGUUCCAGAAUUAUCGGGGACUCUGAGAAAUGCGGUUGAAUCUAAGAAGGAAAACAGUGAAACCGAUAAUAGUAAUAAUAAUGGUGAUACUCUUCUAUCUCCAGAUAAUAAUCUCUCUCUCAUGAAUCUUCCUCCAACUUCUGAUCCUUCUUCUAUUGCUAUACAGCAAGAAUUGAUCUCUCGCCGUGAUGUAACUGAAGAGUUUGAUUUUGUUUUAUUUGGUGGAGACCUUAAUUAUCGCAUUAACGGCACACGAAAAGGGAUUGAGUACAUUAUUCGUUAUCACAAAGACAUUCGUUCUAUUCUUAUUCACAAUGAUCAGUUAAAUCUAGAGCGAGCCAAAGGUGCUGUCUUUCAAAGAUUUCGUGAAGGGAACUUGUUGUUUCGUCCAACAUAUAAAUAUGAGGUGGACCAUGACGUUUAUAAUUUUAGCAAGAAGAAGGAUCGUAUGCCAGCAUAUUGCGAUCGGAUCUUGUAUAAGAAACGAAAAGGUUCUAAUAUAGGAAAAGUAAAAAUACGCCUUUACACUGAUGUACAGCAAGUACGAAGUAGUGAUCAUCGUCCUGUAGUUGCCAUAUUUGAUGUCGCAACUCGUGCGUACAUAUAA
Trypanosoma theileri is the source of this 1734-nucleotide messenger RNA. Its product is annotated as endonuclease/Exonuclease/phosphatase. The transcript has a single exon. Gene Ontology annotation, molecular function: phosphatase activity. The record is from RefSeq and is a predicted model, not a curated record. The coding region runs from base 1 to 1734 and encodes 577 amino acids. Gene Ontology annotation, biological process: phosphatidylinositol dephosphorylation. Lineage: Eukaryota; Euglenozoa; Kinetoplastea; Trypanosomatida; Trypanosomatidae.